Molecule: messenger RNA, 5568 nt
Organism: Centrocercus urophasianus (Greater sage-grouse)
Lineage: Eukaryota; Metazoa; Chordata; Aves; Galliformes; Phasianidae
Gene: KBTBD12
Product: kelch repeat and BTB domain containing 12
Exons: 8
Coding region: 700-2559 (619 amino acids)
Molecular function (GO): protein binding
Source: RefSeq, a predicted model, not a curated record
UGUUUGUAUCUAUAAGAUGAUCAAAUAUAUUUUUAAUUAUCAAUCUGAGAGAUUUACUUUUGCCAGUAGACAAUGCCCAACUGUAUUGUAAGAGCCAUUGGGAGAGAGCCAGAGAAUUUGACAGCGAGAUAUGGAACAUAUGGGCUUUCAACACUUAAGAACAUAUGGAAAGAGGUUUGGAAGAGUGCCACGUGGGGUGUAACUUGAAAGAUGUUGUGGUUUCUGGAGUGGAAAUGCUAAGUCAUGGCUUGAAGCAGUGAUUGAGCAUCUGGUGGGAAGGCAGGACCAACCCAGUGGAGUUCACCUACAUGCAGUGCAAUGCACCUGAGUGACCUGAAAGGGUGGAGCCACGAUCCACCCCUCCCCAGACCUCAUUUAAAAGUUGGUAAUGGAAGCAAUGAUAUCUUGCUGGAGAUUCCUGCGUAUCUCAGGUCUUUUGAAGUCUUGUGAAAGUCCUGAAGUCUGUCUCUCUGGACUAAACUCCUAGUCUGAAUGGAUCUGUGAACACUGAAAAGGCACUGCUCCAUCCCACUGCCCAACCUAAGGGAGAAGUUGAGAAUACAGGGUAUUUCAGCACUGAAACACUGACUAAUUUCCUUUGGGUGCAUGUGAAAGACAAAACUUGAAUAUCCCAAAACAUUCUGGAUGAAGACCUUGAAUUCCAAGGAGAUCUAAAAAGAGAAAGUUUGGCGAUUAAUCAUGGAUCAUAGGACUGAGGAGAAAAGAAAGCAACGCCAUAGCUUGACCUUACUGGAACAACUAAAAAGAAUGAAAGAAUCAUCAGAGAUAGUUGAUGUUGUGCUAGUUGCCGAAGGUCAGAAAUUUCCCUGCCAUAAGGUGGUACUAGCUGCCUUCAGUUCCUACUUCAAAGCCAUGUUUACCUGUGGCUUGGUUGAAUGCACUCAAAGAGAAGUGGUACUGUAUGACAUGUCAGCAGAGAGCGUGUCUGUAAUCCUCAAUUACAUGUACAGCGCGGAUUUGCACCUCACUAACCAGAAUGUGCAGACUGUUGCUCUGGCUUCGUAUUUCAUGCAGAUGGAAGAUGUUUUCAGCUUGUGUCAAAAGUACAUGAUGGACCACAUGGAUGCUUCCAAUUGUGUGGGCAUCUACUACUUUGCAAACCAUAUUGGAGCAGAAGAUUUAUGUGAUCAAGCGAAGAGGUACUUAUAUCAGCACUUUGCUGAGGUGAGCUUACAGGAAGAAAUAUUGGAGAUAGAAGUCCAGCAGCUGUUGACUCUUAUAAAAUCAGAUGAUCUGAAUGUUUCCAGGGAGGAAAGCAUUCUGGACCUUGUCAUUAGAUGGGUGAAUCACAGCAGAAAGUCGCGUGCAGAACAUCUUAUCAAGCUCUUGAAGGAAGUGAGACUGGUACUGGUCAGCCCUUCCUUUCUCAUGGAAGCCCGCAAAAGGAACACAGUGAUUCUGUGCAAUUCAGAAUGCAAUGAUAUGUUUGAGGAAGCGUUGAAAAGCAUCAAACUAGCCACCCACCCUUCUCUCAGCUUGAGAUAUGGCAUGGAGACUACUGAUCUCUUACUCUGCAUCGGCAACAAUUCGCUUGGCAUUAGGUCAAGACAUGGGAGCUAUGCAGAUGCCAGUUUCUGCUACGCUCCUGCAACACAAAAGACUUACUUCAUUUCCUCUCCAAAGUAUGGAGAGGGUUUAGGAAGUGUUUGCAGUGGUGUUGUCACUGAGAAUAAUGAUAUUAUUGUGGCAGGAGAGGCAAGCGCCGCCAAAAUGUCUAGACAAAAAAACAGGAACAUUGAAAUUUAUAGAUACCACCAGCGAGGAAAUCAGUUUUGGCACAGCCUGUGCACCGCUCAGUUCCGUGAACUCUAUGCACUGGGCACUGUCCAUAAUGAUCUCUAUGUGAUCGGAGGGCAAAUGAAAAUCAAAAAUCAAUAUGUGGUCACAAACUGCAUGGAGAAGUACUCCAUGGAGCAAGGUACCUGGAGAACCACAGCACCUCUGCCAGUGCCGUUAGCCUGCCAUGCAGUGGUGACAAUGAAGAACAAGCUCUACGUGCUGGGUGGCUGGACACCACAGAUGGAUCUGCCUGACGAUGAGCCGGAUCGAUUAAGUAACAGAAUGUUUCAGUACGACCCGGGCCGAGACAAAUGGGCAGAGUGUGCACCAAUGAAGUACUCCAAAUACCGCUUCAGCACAGCCGUGGUCAACAGUGAGAUUUAUGUCUUGGGAGGAAUUGGGUGCCUUGGCCGCGACAGGGGGCAGACACGGAAAUGUCUUGAUGCAGUGGAGAUUUAUAACCCUGAUGGAGACUUCUGGAGGGACGGACCUCCUAUGCCUUCCCCGCUCCUCUCCUUGCGAACAAACUCUACCUGUGCAGGCUGCGUGGAAGGCAAGCUGUACCUCUGCGGAGGAUUUCACGGAGCAGCUCGUCACGAAGUCAUCACCAAAGAGAUCCUCGAAUUAGAUACAUGGGAGAACCAGUGGAAUGUGGUGGCCGUCAAUGUCCUCAUGCACGACAGCUAUGAUGUGUGCCUUGUUGCUAGGCUGAAUCCACGGGAUCUUAUCCCUCCUCCUCCUGAUUUAGUGGACCAAUAAAUGUUCAGUGGCUCUCUGCUUCCAGAUUCUGCGGAAAGAGAAGAAUAUGGAGAGACAAAUGGGAAUAUUAAUGGAGCCGGUGGCUCCAUUCUCUCCAUUGGCUAGGUGCUGCGGAGAGAAGCUUGUACCACAAGCUUAAGCACAGAAUUGCCUUCCAAAUGUGCUUCUCAGAUGAUGCUUAAUUUGCUAGCACUGGUACUGUGGACUUCUGUGUUUGAAAGCUGAGUUUGCCAGCCUUGUCUCUUGGUCUACCACUUGGUGUUCAAGCUGCAGUCUGGUGGUGCUUCUGGGGCCCGUGCCUUAGGAAUGGAGGCAGCCUGGGGCUCACCUUGCAGCACAGCACUAUGUUUGAAGGAAACCUCUAACCAGGAGAAACACUCCUUUGCUGUCCAACUCACUGGGUUCUAGUCUACUGAGGGAGCUAAGAAAUAUCUGAAGUCAUCUGAUGGAAACCAAGCUGCUGUACCAAGGUGACAGAUUAAUUGGCUGAUGCAGGAGCAGAGGGAAGAUGGAGAAGAGUAUUUGUUUGUUUAAGCAAAAAGAAAGCACUAGCCAGGGUUCAUUAGCCAAGUACAAUAGCUGCUGCAAACUUUAUCUAACCCACAGUCAGGGCAUCCCUUCUUUGGCAGCAGAGCUGAAGUUGUGCUGGUAGAAAAGUGGUCUUCUGGGAACAAGACACAUGUGAGUCUUCCUUUAGUAAUCCUGCACCAAAUAUGAGAAACUGCUAAAAUUUUCACGUAGAUCCUACCUGUCACGAGGCAGAAAUUUGUGUGGUCAGAUGGAGAAGGGGAUGUAAAUGAAAACAAAAUAAAUGAGAAACAGUGUUAGCUCUGCAUCUACAGAGAAAGGAUAAAAGCACCAGGCAUUUAGAGUUUAUGUAAACUAGUUGGUUUUGUAGAAGUAGCUUUAAUGAAACAACAUCAGGCAAAUUCUGCACCAAUGGAGUUGGCUAUAAUUGCAGUGAAGAGGAGUAAUUCAAACUGUUUCUUAAAGCAGUGCUGGCCUUUCUGGGGCUUGAAGGCAAUGGCUUAGAAAAUUGUUACCAGUACAGCUGUCUUAUUUGAGCUACCAAUAACUGUUCAUCAUCCCCUGAUGCCUGCAUCACAGAAUACAUGUGAGUGAUUGCCUGGGCUGUGUGGACAGGAGAACUGGGAAUUUCUGUUGUGCUCUGGGGCUGAAAUUGGAAAUGACUGUAUGCUGCAACAGACAGUGAAUGACAGAGGCAAAUGCUGUAAGAGUAAGCUAGAACAUAGCAGAAGAACCAUCACAGUCAGCAAAAAGUUGUUUGUUAUGGUUACAGAAACAGUAAAAAAAACUGGAAGGAAAUAAUUGGCAAAUUAAUGAGGAAAUCCAUCAGGUGGUCACUUGCAGGAUUUGCACUUCAGAGCACCUCCAUUUUCUUUUACAAUCACACAUUAGGCUACAAAAAUGAUAGCAUUUUUUUUCUUUUUUUUUUUUUUUUGAUUGCAAUGCUUAUUGCAGGGGGAGGUGGAAAGGAUGACCCAAAAGCCUUUCCCCAGUCCCAACUUUUCUGAUUCAUGAUCUAUUCUUUAAGAUAUCCAAUGGGAAUAUUAAUCUGUCAUAUAAAAACAAUUAGCAGGAAGGUCACUGGAGUUCACUUGAUAACAGUUAUCACAUGCUGAGGACUGCUCAGACAAUAAGGGAGUUGGUGGGAGGAACUGAGGAAAACAUGCAGAAAAGAAGUAAACUGUGAGCCAAAAAACUGAUCUCUUUUCUCCCUUUGUUUCCUGGGCAGAAUGAGUGUCUCAGCCAAACGCAGACAUUUGUGUUUAUAGCAGUUCCACAUCAUCCAGACGCUCUAUUUUUCUUUGUUGACACGGGGGUUGUUGUCUGUCCAGAGGAGAGCUGUGACAAGCGAGUCUCAACCAUUCCAGUCACAAAACACAGUUGCAGAUACAAGACUAAGAAGGUGAAAAAAGAAUCCAUUUAAAUAUGUUUUUAAACAAAAGCAAUAGAUUGUUUUCCCACUAACCAGGCAAUAUUGGAUUUUUUUAAAACUUUAGGCACUCCUGUGAAGUAUAGGCAAUGAUUUCCCUGCAGAGUUCUCAAGCCAGCAGGAAGCAAUGCUUGAGGAGCAGCUCUCAGCCAAAAUACUGAGUGUUUCCUUGUGAUUACAACAAAUUCUCGUACAGUACCUACAGAUACACUAUCACCUUUUUUGGUUUUCUUCAUGCACCACUGGAAAGCCAUUUGCCCUUGCGUGCACAGAGCAUUUCUUUUCUUCUGCAUGCCUAGUCUGGCUGUUGACAGGACUCAGUGUCUCUUGGUUUCCGCCUAACAGACCAGCUAUAUAUCCAGCAGGGAGUUGUUUUCUUCUUGUUUAAAUGUCUAGAACAAAAGAACAGUCAGAUCAAUGUAGAUUCCAACUUCAAAACAUUGUGUGGACUCCACUUAGUUCAUUGUUUGCCCCUGAGGCGACUACAAUUUCUAAGUUGGAAAGGAAAGCUUGAGGGAAGGAAGGAAGAAACUGAAAGCAUGUUUAUUGAGAGGUACCAAUAUUAGCCAAAAUCCCUCCAAGAGUAUGUGAAUGUUGCAUGUCUGAUACGUUCAUGGGUAAUCUCACAUUCCUGGGAAAGCCCUUAAGAGCCUUAAUUUCUUCUACUAUGAAUCCUAAUGCUAGAAUAUUAUAGAAUAUGCAUUCUCCAAGCUUGCGUGCUUCACUGAAAUAAUAGUUUACUUCAGCCACUUUCCGGCUGAGCAGCAGUUAGCUGAGCCUUUAAUCAAGGCUGCCUUGACAUCAUCCAUAAUUCUAAAAUGUGAACAAAGCAGUGCUGGCAAGCUAUGGGCUGUGAGAAUGAAUGGGGGGAUUAUUAAGCAAAGACAUGUGCUUCAGUUUCACUUGAAACACAGUACAUCACUAGUUGCCAACUAGAAUAAAAAAUAUUGGAGAGGUUACUGGUCACAUGGUGCAUGGGGAGUAAAGAAGAAAAUGAAAAGCUAUGAAAAGCUUAAUGGAUCCAAGUUGAGGGAGGGAAGAUUUAGGUUGGA